This is a messenger RNA of Budorcas taxicolor (takin), 821 nucleotides long. Its product is annotated as HLA class II histocompatibility antigen, DO alpha chain-like. The transcript is spliced from 5 exons. Bases 26 to 778 code for a protein of 250 amino acids. The record is from RefSeq and is a predicted model, not a curated record. Gene Ontology annotation, cellular component: membrane; MHC class II protein complex. Lineage: Eukaryota; Metazoa; Chordata; Mammalia; Artiodactyla; Bovidae. Gene Ontology annotation, molecular function: MHC class II protein complex binding. Gene Ontology annotation, biological process: peptide antigen assembly with MHC class II protein complex; positive regulation of T cell activation; immune response.
UAUCUGGUUAAAGCAUCAGAGGGCAAUGGUCCUCAGGGGGAGGCUGGUCCUGGGACUGCACACCUUGAUGACCCUCCUGAGCCCCCAGGAAGUUGGGGCCAUCAAGGCUGACCACAUGGGUUCCUACGGACCAGCCUUCUACCAGUCCUAUGACGGUGCAGGUCAGUUCACCUAUGAUUUUGAUGGAGAACAGCUGUUCUCUGUGGACCUGAAGAAGAGGGAGGCUGUGUGGCGUCUGCCUGAAUUUGGCAACUUCGCCUACUUUGACCCGCAGAACGGGCUGGUCAGUAUCGCGAUGAUCAAAGUGCAUCUGGAGGUCUUGGUGGAGCGCUCCAAUGGCACCAGAGCCCCCAACGUGCCCCCCAGAGUGGCUGUGCUGCCCAAGUCUCGUGUGCAGCUGGGCGAGCCCAAUGUCCUCAUCUGCAUCGUGGACAACAUCUUCCCCCCGGUCAUCAACGUCACCUGGCUGCGCAACGGCCAGCCCGUCACCCAGGGCGUGACCCAGACCAGCUUCUACGCCCAGCCUGACCACUCGUUCCGGAAGUUCCACUACUUGACCUUUGUGCCCUUGGCGGACGACUUCUAUGACUGCAAGGUGGAGCACUGGGGCCUGGACCAGCCGCUCUUUCAGCACUGGGAGCCCCAGGUGCCCACCGUGCUGCCUGACACCACAGGGACUCUGGUCUGUGCCCUCGGCCUGAUCCUCGGCCUGGGGGGCUUCCUCGGGGGCAUCACCCUCAUCAUCACAGGCACGUGCCUGUCCAGCGCCCCCAGGUGAUGACCCUUCUGAGAGAAGCAAGUGUGAGACACCAUUCAGCUUC